Perognathus longimembris pacificus (Pacific pocket mouse) is the source of this 673-nucleotide messenger RNA. Its product is annotated as prefoldin subunit 1-like. The transcript is spliced from 3 exons. Gene Ontology annotation, cellular component: cytoplasm; prefoldin complex. Gene Ontology annotation, molecular function: protein folding chaperone. The record is from RefSeq and is a predicted model, not a curated record. Gene Ontology annotation, biological process: protein folding. NCBI's taxonomy places the organism in Eukaryota, Metazoa, Chordata, Mammalia, Rodentia, Heteromyidae. Bases 1 to 549 code for a protein of 182 amino acids.
AUGGCGAUGAGGAAGCAAAUGAGGAAGAAGUUAAAUGGCUUAUUUAAAGCUGCAUCACAAAUUGAUGGAAGCUGGGACUCGUCUCAUGUUUCUAAGUUUAUUAAUGUCAUGAUCUACUGCCAGGAUAAUCACUGCAGUCCAGGUCUGGGGAACAUAAUUGAUCUUCAGGAGAACAGAAAGGGAAAGCUACUUGUGGAUCUCGACUUGAAGAAGGCCUUCACAGAGCUCCAGGCCAAAGUUAUCGACUCGCAACAGAAGGUGAAGCUUGCAGACAUACAGAUUAAACAACUAAACAGAACAAAAAAGCAUGCACACCUUACCCAUACAGAGAUUAUGACUUUGGUAGAUGAAACUAACAUGUAUGAAGGUGUAGGAAGAAUCUUUAUUCUUCUUUCCAAAGAGGUAAUUCACAACAAGCUGUUAGAGAAACAGAAAAUAGCAGAAGAAAAAAUUAAGGAAUUAGAGCAGAAAAAGUCCUACCUGGAGCGCAGUGUUAAAGAAGCGGAAGACAACGUCUGGGCAAUGCUAAUAGCACGAAGGGCACAGUAGGAGCAUCUGAGAGCAGCAGUUCCCUCCCGACUCCUCUCAUCCUGGCAGGAGUGGAGGGACUUGUGCCAGGGUAACUUCCUCCCUCAGCUAGAUGGACCUUUCAAUCUGAAUGGCUUCAAACCCC